AUGGAUCGAUGUAUUUACCAUUGUAUCGGAGGACAAGAACUGGAAUACUUGUAUGAUUUUGAGAAAUGGUAUCGCGAGAUGGGAUUAGAAGAUGUGCAGUAUGAGAUCUAUACGAUUCUCGUUGGGGCAAAAGCGGAGAGUGAGAGGAUUAGGGAUAUCAGUAUUGAGAGUUUUGGGCUGACUUGUUAG
Molecule: messenger RNA, 189 nt
Organism: Botrytis deweyae
Lineage: Eukaryota; Fungi; Ascomycota; Leotiomycetes; Helotiales; Sclerotiniaceae
Exons: 1
Coding region: 1-189 (62 amino acids)
Source: RefSeq, a predicted model, not a curated record